AUGAAGAAAACCUACGAGCCUGAAGAUAGAAGAAAUAGCAUCGAAAUCGUCAAGGCUGCAGCACAGGCAUGGCACUGUCAUUCCAGCGGCUCCAAAACAAUCACCUCGGAAUUCGAUACCCAUCGGAAAAGGGUCAAAAGCAAACCAACCCGGUUCAAGCUCGAAGCAAUGAGCGUAGCCUCAAGAAAAGAGAGUAAUUGGGAUUUUGGGCAGUCUCUAUGGGAUUCUUAUGAGAUUGUGUCUGUUUCGAAAAAGUUGGAGAUUGGCUUAAUGCUGAGUAAUCCAUUCGCUGCAUUGGAUGAGCCAAUAUGUGGUGGUAAGAGGCAAAAAGAGAGUAAGAAUAGCUUGAGGAACAUAAUAAAUAAUAUGUCCUCUAGGAGAUUCAGCGAAGCUGAAAUACUAUCAGAAGAAGAAUAG
This is a messenger RNA of Olea europaea var. sylvestris, 417 nucleotides long. RefSeq lists its product as uncharacterized. Lineage: Eukaryota; Viridiplantae; Streptophyta; Magnoliopsida; Lamiales; Oleaceae. The transcript has a single exon. Bases 1 to 417 code for a protein of 138 amino acids. The record is from RefSeq and is a predicted model, not a curated record.